AAAACAGAUAACCUACACACACAGAGUUAAGUAGAACGCUCUCUCCGACUACGACGGCAAAUAUGUCACCGGCGGCGAUUGAGAAAUCCAGCAGGAUUCAUCACAUUGUUAGAGUCCGACAGAUGCUCCGCCGUUGGCGGAGGAGAUCCUCGUCCUCGUCCUCAUCUUCUCGGCGUUUCAUCGCAAGCGAUGUGCCGGCAGGACACGUAGCGAUCUGCGUCGGAGCAAAUUGCAGAAGGUUUAUCGUGCGAGCGUCGUACUUGAAUCAUCCGGUUUUCCAGAAGCUUCUGAUGGACGCCGAAGAAGAAUACGGCUUCACGAAUACCGGUCCGCUGAUGAUUCCGUGUGAAGAAUCGGAGUUCGAAGAGAUCCUCUGGUUCGUAUCUCGGCCGGAGCUUGAUAAUAACAAAAAGGCGAGAUGUCUCGUUGAUCUCGAGGAUUUUCAGAGAUGUUGCCACGUGGAUUAUGUAGGUGAAUCUAAGCCGCUCCUUCAUGGACGAGUGUGUUAAAUAUAUAUUCUAUAUGCUGCUCUAGUGUUAGUAGCGAGUUAGUCACUGAGUCAACUCGGUCCGAGUUUGAUAAUCUAACUACUAUUCUAAAUUUUUUUUAUGACUAGAAGUGGUUAGAGCAUAUUUUUUCAAUACUUUUCACCUCUUUCCUUGUCUCGAAGUAGUUGAGUUGGUGAGGCUAGUGUGUGUGUGUGUGUUUUGCUUGCGAGACGGCAAAGAUGAAUUGUAACUUGACUCAGACUGAGUCGUCCCGAGUUGAAAAAAGAGUAGGAAACAUAAAUACAAAAAUGAGUUGAACAAAUUUCUUUUGUAA
Cynara cardunculus var. scolymus (artichoke) is the source of this 822-nucleotide messenger RNA. RefSeq names its product auxin-induced protein 6B-like. The transcript has a single exon. Lineage: Eukaryota; Viridiplantae; Streptophyta; Magnoliopsida; Asterales; Asteraceae. Gene Ontology annotation, biological process: response to auxin. The record is from RefSeq and is a predicted model, not a curated record. Bases 63 to 509 code for a protein of 148 amino acids.